UAUGCUGACGCUCCUAGUGGGCGGAGUCGAGAGCGAUCUGCUGCAUCUGGUACAUUGACGUGAUCGCGCGUUUCCCGGGGAUGCAACCACAAAACUGACAUCGGUUUCUUUACCGCACUGAUAUUAAAUCAAGACGCCGUGUGUCGGGGCCGACAAAACGAUUGUUUGAGGACCUGAAGUACCAUGGCUGAGCAGCAGAGGCAGCGUACGCUCUCCACAUCUGGAGAAUCCCUCUAUCAUGUGUUGGGAGUCGACAAACUGGCUACUGUUGAUGACAUUAAGAAGUCCUACAGGAAACUGGCUUUGAAAUUCCAUCCUGACAAGAAUCCUGACAACCCAGAGGCAGCGGAUAAGUUUAAAGAGAUAAACAAUGCCCACGCUAUCCUCAACGACCCUACAAAGCGAAAUAUCUACGACAAGUACGGCUCUCUGGGUCUGUAUGUGGCUGAACAGUUUGGAGAGGAGAACGUCAACACCUACUUUGUCCUGUCCAGCUGGUGGGCCAAGGCUCUGUUUAUUUUCUGCGGCCUGGCCACUGGCUGCUAUUUCUGCUGUUGCCUGUGUUGUUGCUGUAACUGCUGCUGUGGUAAGUGUAAACCACGACCACCUGAGGGACAGGAGCAGGAAUUCUACGUCUCCCCUGAAGACUUGGAGGCCCAGCUGCAGUCCGAUGAGAGAGAGGCAGGUGGAGGUGAGCCUAUCGUGAUGCAGCCCUCAUCUGCCACGGAAACCACCCAGCUGACGUCCGACGGUUACCACACCACUUACCGCACUGACACCAGCUUCAACUAAAAGCUCGACCCUUUCCACCUCCACUCUGUGGCUUAUCUCCUGCCACUACACCCCACCUCUCUGAGGAAAAAAUGAGCAGAAUCCUUAAACUACAACAAAAUAGCCUGUUUCUGAGAGGAGGAAAGUCAGCAAUGGAGGAAUGGUUUUUAAUUUAGCCUAACUUGUCCUGUUCACACACCACUUCCAUGUCCCACACAAGAGUGGCUCCCAUUCACCUCAGCGUAGCUUAAAACCGAGUUUUUGAAAAAGAUUAAAAGAUCCUGUCGGUUAGCCUGAUCUCUUUGUUGCCUUGACCUCUGACCUUGCCUUCCACUUCCUCCAGUCAGUUUUGCUCGUCGUCCUGUGGCAUGCACUGUUCCUUGACUUUGUUAGAUUAAAAUUUCACAGUUUUGGGUUUUUUUGUAGGUAUAUUUAUUGACAUGCGAUGUUUGUUUCCAUUUUUGUAAGUACUUUUGACUGUGGUUUGAAUUUAACAUUGUGAACUUGCCAUAGGUGUUCGAAGACUAGUGAGGCUCAGCUGAGAAGCAGUAGGAUUUGGUUUAAUUCUUGACCAACAUCUUAAAUGUUUUAUUCCCAGUACCCCUCUGUGUUUUAUCAAACCUUCAAACUUACAAAUUUAAGUAAGUUUAAAUCAUUUUGUGUAUUUUUGAAAAGUACUCAUUCAUCAUUAGUUUUUUUAAACCAUUUUUUUGUAAGAGAGAAAUAGAAGUGAUGCAACUGAUGACGUCAUCCUCUUAGUAGUUACAUUUUUUACAUUUGGAUGUUGGUGAUUCUUAUUAAGGACCAUUCGCAACAAGCUGAGCCAACAUUAGCACUCUUCUGUGUAUGUGGAAUGGAUUUACAUGUCAUCUCUCGGUGUGCCUAGUAUUUGGACGUUGCCAUGCCGUGCUGAGGUUGUUCGGUAAUAUGCUAUAACUGAGCUUUGGUCUUUGUGUUAAGCUCCAUUCGGCCCAGUUGUGUCUCUCCUGUCAUUGAAGGGGAAUCAUAAAUACCACCCAUAGUGUCAUAUCUAAUGUCACAUCUUGACGGUGCAUAAUCGAUAUACUAACAAAGAUGAGGCAUUUUUAUAUAGAUAAACAAUCUGUACACAUCAUGUGUAUUUACAAUAUAUGUAUAUUUUGUGCAUUUUUAUAUUUCUGUUGUUGUUUUGCGCAUAUAGUUAAGAUUGCGUGAUCUAGUUCUUUGUGUCUGUGGUACUGGCCCCUCGUGGUCGCUUCCUUUGCCAAGAUAUACAGCAGAUAUACAGUCUAAAGUGAGAGAAAUGUUUGUAAUAGUUCAAUCCUUAAGGAUUGUGUGCUGUAUGUUCCUCAGAUUUAUUUAUUGAAGUGGCAUGAUGCAGCUCUCAUGCUUUUUAACAUUACAAGUAUCUGGAUACAUGUCUAAGGUUCAAUCUCACAAUGCCUAAAAGGAAACCAAAUAUUAAAUUGUGCAUGCAUUUUAAUUUUCUCGGGUUUCAUUUGUUUAAUGCACUCAGAUGUACAGUAGUACAGUAUGCGAGAAUCAUUCUGUAUACAUUUUUUUAUUAUUAAAAUCAGCGUACAUGAAAGGCGGUUUUUGAAAAGCCACCAUGGUUUGUGGUAAAAUAUUUAUCAAGUUGCUGACAGGCUUUGUGAAAUUGACUCUCAAAUCUCUCCAUCACUACAAUAAUGUAAAGUGCAAAACUAUCUGAGUAGUUCUGGGCAUCUAUUUACAAACCAUUUAUUUUUGUUUCUCAGUUUUAAAAGGACUUGUAGUCUUAGAUGUGUUGAAACUUUAUUGAGCAGCUAAGUUUUGAUGCUACAUUUUACAAAGAAUAAGCUACUUUACAUUAAUAUUUCAGCAUUUAUUUGAUAUAAUUUCUUAGACAUGGCAUUAUAUUUAAUCAUCCUUAAACAUUUUUGUUUUAUGUGUGUCAUAUUUGGUGUCAUGUAGUAUAGUCAUGUGGUUGGAUCCUCAUCGUGAUUCUCUUGAUAGACGUUUUGUGCUCUAAAAGAAAAUUCAAGUAAGAAGUUAUGUGGCGACAUCAAGUCACCUCAGUACAUGUGGUCAGUUGUUUUUUCAAGUACAGUACAUUUGAAAGUACUUUAAUAACCUUCUUAUACCAAACCUGAUUUUCAGAAUCUGCUAUUACAAAUACUAACAUUACCAUUAUUGCCAUAUUCACUAUCAGGAAAAUUUCCAUCAUGGCAUUUUUUCUGUUUGUGUACUCUUCCUUUUCCUUCCCAGCUCAAACUGAAGCAAAACACAAAUGUCACCAGCCAUGUUCAUGUGUGAAUUUUCCUGUUGAUCCUUAAAUGCCAAUGAUUUUUUGAUUUGUUUAGAUUUAGUUAUUGAGCACAGCACAAUGAUGUUUUGUGUGUCACUAUCUGCUCCUCUUCUUCUUCUCUCUCGCUCUCUUUCUCACUCUCUCUUGUUCUCUCUCGAUGGCUUUUAAUGGAUUUUAGACUCUGUGGUCCCUUUUAUCUGUGAUCUGCAAUUAAAAAGUAUGGCUUCUUUGUUAAAAUGGUGGAUUUUCCUUUAAAGUUAAAUGAACCUUGCUUAAAGGAGAGAAAAAAAAUGAAACAUACAGAAGUAAAAUGGUCAGGAAAUUGUUGCAAUUAAUGUCUUGAGAAAGAAGAGAAAAUGUUUAGUGUAAUUAUAGUGAAAUGGUUAUUUUAUGCAUUUUCUAAUUUUAUUUAUGAUCUUGUUUUGUCAUGUUUAUAACGAAUUGUCUUUGUUUCAAAUGGUAUGUUACAUGAAUUUGACUCUGAAACUAUGCGACAGUUCUCUAUAGUGAAGGUCUCUUGUACAUACACUGAAUUAUUAAAAAGAAUAAUAAUAGA
This is a messenger RNA of Misgurnus anguillicaudatus (oriental weatherfish), 3593 nucleotides long. It is a transcript of the gene dnajc5aa, whose product is annotated as DnaJ (Hsp40) homolog, subfamily C, member 5aa. Gene Ontology annotation, cellular component: membrane; presynapse; intracellular membrane-bounded organelle. The record is from RefSeq and is a predicted model, not a curated record. Gene Ontology annotation, biological process: regulation of synaptic vesicle cycle. Lineage: Eukaryota; Metazoa; Chordata; Actinopteri; Cypriniformes; Cobitidae.